CUCGCUCUCUCUUCAUCUUUCUCUCUCUUCUUUUUAGCUCUCAGACAGGAGCUGUGUGCUUCUUCUGUAAACUCUAGUGUGUGUAAUUCUUCUCUCCAUUUUCCCUUUGAUUUUUUCUCUCUCUGCAUUUGUUGUGUUGCUGAUUUCUCCUGUAACAAACAUGUCUAGGGUUUCUUCUUCCUCUGCUUCUUCUUCUCUCUUCUUCAUUCGCCCAUCCCUCUAAUCCUGCAACUGUUGCCUCCUUUUCUUCUACACGUCAAGAAGAUAGGGGGAGCUUCAAACACCCUUUUCUUCUUCUUUCUGUUUCUGUUUCUAUUUUUUUGUUUGUAAAGUUCGAAAUCGAUAGGGUUUUUGUGUUUUGGAGAUUUUGAAGGGGAGUUGAAAUGUUGAAUUAGUGAAACGUUUUGAAGAUUUUCGUGGUAGAUUAAAAGUGUGUACACAGAGUUCGAUCGAACUGGUUAAAAAGAGACGGAAAAGACACAGGACUGUUUUUGUCUGUAUAUUAGUUGUAAGUUACAACUUUCCCUUCUGUGAAUUUUGGGUGUGUGAACUUAAAACAAAAGCGAAGAGUACUCUCUAUUUCUCUCUCUGAAUUUCUGUGGGAAUCUUCUGGGAAGAAUCGGGGGUUGUUUUCGUCUCUUCAAAUCACUUCUCUUCGUCUCUCAUUUCGCAAACGAAUAAACACUUGUUCAUACCUCAAAACCUGAAAGAAUUUGAGAAAUUAAACAACCGAGAUUUAGCGAUUUCUGAAAAUGGCGAUGGUAGUUCAGCAUCAACAGCAUAAGGAGAUCAGCAACAAUACAAGCAUCACCAAACACCAGUUGGAUAACGGGAAGUAUGUCCGGUAUACGACGGAGCAAGUUGAAGCUUUAGAGAGAGUUUAUGCAGAAUGCCCAAAACCCAGUUCUUUGAGAAGACAACAAUUAAUCCGAGAAUGCCCUAUUUUGUCCAACAUAGAACCUAAACAAAUCAAAGUCUGGUUUCAAAAUCGCAGAUGUCGAGAGAAGCAACGAAAAGAGUCUUCUCGUCUUCAAACUGUGAACAAGAAACUAUCCGCCAUGAACAAGUUAUUAAUGGAGGAAAACGAUCGACUGCAAAAACAAGUGUCUCAACUUGUAAACGAGAAUGGAUAUAUGCGCCAACAAUUACACACUUCAACUGAUGUAAGCUGUGAAUCUGUCGUCACCACUCCCCAGCAUUCUCUAAGAGACGCCAAUAACCCAGCUGGACUCCUCUCCAUUGCAGAGGAAACUUUGGCAGAGUUCCUUUCAAAGGCUACAGGAACUGCUGUCGAUUGGGUCCAGAUGCCUGGGAUGAAGCCUGGUCCGGAUUCGGUUGGGAUCUUUGCCAUUUCACAGAGUUGCAGUGGAGUGGCAGCUAGAGCCUGCGGUCUUGUAAGUUUAGAGCCCACAAAGAUUGUAGAAAUCCUUAAAGAUCGUCCUUCUUGGUUUCGUGAAUGUCGGAAUCUUGAAGUUUUCACAAUGUUUCCUGCUGGAAAUGGAGGCACAAUCGAACUUGUAUAUACCCAGAUAUUUGCUCCAACCACAUUGGCUCCUGCGCGCGAUUUCUGGACAUUAAGAUACACAACGACUUUAGAAAACGGAAGUCUCGUGGUGUGUGAAAGAUCCCUUUCGGGUUCUGGAGCUGGCCCAAAUCCAGCUUCUGCUACACAAUUUGUAAGAGGAGAAAUUUUACCAAGUGGAUACCUAAUUCGUCCUUGUGAAGGUGGUGGAUCCAUUAUUCAUAUAGUUGAUCAUCUUAAUCUUGAGGCAUGGAGUGUGCCUGAAGUUCUUCGUCCUCUUUACGAAUCUUCCAAAAUUGUUGCUCAAAAGAUGACAAUUGCAGCUUUGCGUUAUAUUAGACAAAUAGCUCAAGAGUCGAGUGGAGAAAUAGUUUAUGGAUUGGGAAGACAACCCGCUGUUUUGAGGACUUUAAGUCAAAGAUUAAGCAGAGGAUUCAACGACGCCAUCAAUGGAUUCAGCGAUGAUGGAUGGUCGUUAAUGAACUGUGAUGGUGUUGAAGAUGUAAUCAUCGCUGUGAAUUCAUCAAAAAAUCUAAACAACUCCAUGAAUCCCUCCAAUUCCCUUUCUUUUCUUGGUGGGAUUCUUUGCGCAAAAGCCUCAAUGUUAUUCCAAAACGUGCCUCCAGCAGUUCUUGUUCGAUUUUUAAGGGAACAUCGAUCCGAAUGGGCCGAUUUCAAUGUCGACGCUUAUUCUGCUGCUUCGGUUAAACCAAACCCGUAUUCAUACCCGGGAAUGCGACCCACUAGAUUCACGGGUAGCCAAAUCAUCAUGCCCCUUGGUCACACAAUCGAACACGAAGAGAUGCUUGAAGUUGUAAGACUCGAAGGACACGCACUCGGACAAGAAGAUUCGUUCAUGUCACGUGACAUUCAUCUCUUACAGCUAUGUAGUGGGAUCGAUGAAAAUGCAGUGGGAGCAUGUUCAGAGCUGAUAUUUGCUCCAAUUGAUGAAAUGUUUCCUGAUGAUGCGCCUCUUGUUCCUUCUGGAUUUAGAAUAAUUCCAUUGGAUCCAAAAUCAAAUGAUGUGAAGAACAACACAAUGGUGAAUACACAUAGAACAUUGGAUUUAACUUCAAGUCUUGAUGCAAGUAACCAUGGUUCAGGUGGUGAUAUGUCAAUGUCAUGCCAAAACAUGAGAUCUGUGUUGACAAUUGCGUUUCAAUUCCCUUUUGAGAAUAAUUUAGCAGAAAGUGUCGCGACAAUGGCGCGACAGUAUGUUAGGAGUGUCAUUAAUUCGGUUCAGAGAGUUGCUAUGGCGAUUUCUCCUGCUGGGUUGAGUCCUUGUGUGGGACCCAAAUCGUCUCCUGGUUCUCCUGAAGCACUCACUUUAGCUCAAUGGAUCUGCCAUAGCUACACGUACCAUUUAGGAGCGGAUUUGCUAAGUUGUGGUUCUGUUGUUGGGGAAUCACUAUUAAAAGAUCUUUGGCAACAUCAAGAUGCUAUUUUAUGCUGUUCUUUAAAGUCGAUGCCAGUUUUUGUAUUUGCCAAUCAAGCAGGACUUGACAUGUUAGAAACAACUCUUGUAGCCUUACAAGACAUCACAUUAGACAAAAUGUUCGAUGAUUCUGGAAGAAAAGCUCUAGUCCCUGAAUUUGCCAAAAUCAUGCAACAAGGUUAUGCACAUUUACCUGGUGGGAUAUGUAUGUCAACAAUGGGGCGACAUAUUUCAUAUGAACAAGCUAUUGCAUGGAAGGUUCUUGCAGCUGAUGAAACAACUGUUCAUUGUCUCGCUUUCUCUUUUGUGAAUUGGUCAUUCAUUUGAAAACAACACAACUUUUAAUGUCCAUUUUUUUUUGUUGUUGUAUUAGAGGUUUGUUUAAAUCUUUUUUUGAAAAAAAAAACAGUUAGAGAUCAUCAUCAUGAUAUGGUGGUGUUGUAAUGGUUUUUGGAUGAUAUGAAUGUGAAAUGGUC
Molecule: messenger RNA, 3433 nt
Organism: Lactuca virosa
Lineage: Eukaryota; Viridiplantae; Streptophyta; Magnoliopsida; Asterales; Asteraceae
Source: the annotation of a GenBank genome assembly